AUGGACCCAUCUACCAAGCCGGACUGCGCGGCUGGGCGCCGGCGUCAUGGAGGAGUACGCUCGGGAGCCCUGGGAAUUCAGCACCGAUUGAGAGGUAGUGCCAAUGCUGUGAAGAUCCAAGCCCCUCAGAUUGGAGGUAGCUUCGCAGUGUGUGGGGGCCUGUUCUCCACCAUCGACUGUGGCCUGGUGCGUAUGCGGGGCAAGGAGGAUCCCUGGAAUUCCAUCACCAGUGGAGCGUUGACUGGGGCUGUGCUGGCUGCCCGCAGUGGCCCAUUGGCCAUGAUGGGCUCGGCAAUGAUGGGAGGCAUCCUGUUGGCCCUCAUCGAGGGUGUUGGCAUCCUCCUCACUCGCUACACUGCCCAGCAGUUCCGCAACACACCCCUGUUCCUAGAGGAUCCCAACCAGCUGCCCUCUAAGGAAGGGACCCUGGCCUCGGGCUAUCCCAGCUACCACUGAGGAAGUGACCGCCUAUCACCACCAUCGUGGGAGUUCCUCUUUGGUUCCCUCCCCGAUGAUCUACCUCGAAGGGAGGGCUGGCUCCCAGUUGGCCCUGGGACCCUCCAAAGAGGGCCUCUACUCUCUGCUCCCUUGUCCCAGGGUGGGGUGGGGCACCCCAGCUGCCUUUCUCUCAGGGCACCCCAGCCCCACCCCAUACUCAAAUGUAACAAGCUCUUAUCCCAGACCCUUCCUGUUCACCCUGAUGAGUAUUUAA
Messenger RNA from Myotis daubentonii (Daubenton's bat), 712 nucleotides. RefSeq names its product mitochondrial import inner membrane translocase subunit Tim17-B-like. Lineage: Eukaryota; Metazoa; Chordata; Mammalia; Chiroptera; Vespertilionidae. The coding region runs from base 1 to 456 and encodes 151 amino acids. The transcript is spliced from 2 exons. The record is from RefSeq and is a predicted model, not a curated record.